Molecule: messenger RNA, 2320 nt
Organism: Panicum virgatum (switchgrass)
Lineage: Eukaryota; Viridiplantae; Streptophyta; Magnoliopsida; Poales; Poaceae
Exons: 2
Coding region: 153-2066 (637 amino acids)
Source: RefSeq, a predicted model, not a curated record
AGCACCACGCACGCUAACACGCAAUCAAUUCGCUAAUCGCACCUCCCCACGCGCUGCUUAAAUAGCACCACGUCACAGUCCCGAGUCACUCUUUUCCCUCAGCUCCAGCCGGCCAGCUCGAUCGAAGGUCGGAGCUCGUUGAGGAAGCCGCCAUGGGCCUCUGCUGCAGCAAGAAGAAGCCGCCGGCCACGCCGGCCGGUGGCGCCAAGAAGCCCGCAAACAUCGCCGACGACAAGGCCAAGAAGACGGUGCAUCAGCCCAAGAGGGCGGCCAAGCCGGCGGCCAAGCCGGCGGGGGAACCGGACGCGGCAGGCAAGACCGCGGUGCUCGUCGUGAGGACCAAGGACGCUGCGGCGGGAGGGGAGGAGAGGAAGAAGCGGCCGGGAUCGCAGGAGCCGGCAGCGGGCGAGAAGCCGCUGCCCGUGGUGGUGGUGCCCUCGGCGCCGGUGCGCACGUCGAGCUGCACCAAGGAGGAGGUGGACGCGAUCCUCAUCCAGUGCGGCCGCCUCAGCAGGAGCUCGUCGGGGGCCGGGAGGGCGGCGUCGAGCGACGCGGCGGCCGGACACCGCAGGAGGCGCUCGGGGUCCAAGCGCAGCUACGACUUCGACCAGGACGCGAGGUCCGGCGGUGGCGCGGACGAGGAUUGGGAGAGGCAGGGGGCGGCGGCUGCGGUGUUGAGGCCGUCGCCGCACCGCGGCUCGCCGCAGCGGAAGCGGUCGGGGAGCCGGGAGAGGAGCGGCGGCGGCGGCGGGAGCGGGAGCCGGAGGGCCAGCCGGUCGCCGGGGCGGCGCACGGAUGGCGCCGCGGCCUCUGCGGUGACGGCGGACUCAUCCGGCGGCGGGGAGCGCGCGAGGCAGCAGCCCGGGAAGAUGGUGUCCGUUCCCGCGAGGGAGAAGGGGCGCGCGCCGUCGCCCGCGGCAGCGUCAGGGAAGAGGUGCGCGUCUCCGAGGUCGAGCUCUCCCGCGAGGAUAGUGCCGGCGAAUGAGAAUGCUGGCUGCGGGCCGGCGGCGGGGCCGACGCCAGCGCUGAGCCGGAGCUCGUCCAGAAAGGCGGAGCAGUCCCCGUACAGGCGCAACCCCAUGGCCGAGCUCGACGAGAACUCGCUCCGUAACAACAGCAGCCACAGUGCCAAGUCGCAGAAGAAAUCCAUUGAGAACACCGUCGCCGCCACGCCCAAGAAGAAAGCCAUGGAGCGCGGGAAGGAGUCGACGGUUGCAGCAAGCUGCCGUUCUGUGAUGGAGAAGCCGGAGAUCGCAGAGGACGGAGCCACCAUUGCUGCCGCGACAGAGACGAGAGCGCCCUCGUCCAAGACGAGCGCGACGCGCACGGCGAGCCUCGUGGCCGCCGAUAGCCUGAGCCAGAGGCCCGUGGUGGGGCAGCCAAGCAGCAGCAGGUCGCGGCGGGCGUCGCGCGACUUCGACAACCAGAACUCCGGGUCGUACACCAGCCAGCUCCUCGAGGACAUCCAGAGCUACCACCAGCAAUCCACCUCUGUUGCUGCUGUCCCCACUACGCCGUCCUUCUCGCUCCCGGCGUGCGUCGCCAAGGCGUGCUCCAUCGUCGAGGCCGUGGCCGACCUCAACUCCUCCUCGUCGGAGAACCGCACCUACGACUACGAGCCCGGCCUCUCCGCCGACGACAAGGGCUCCGCCAACGCGCCGCUGGGUAGCGCCGCGCGCAAGCCCGUGCAGCCGGUGCGGGACUUCCGCGCGGAGGCCGAGCCUCAGGAGUCGGCCGGGAGCAACAGCGUCUCCGGCCACCCGUGGACGCCGUCCUGGGAGCCAACCUCGGCGGAGUCCACGGACCGGACGUGGAGCACCGGCGACGAGGUUGUCGAGCAGUCCGGCAGCCACGGAGGGCGCGGCAGCCCGCUGAACAGGCCCCGGCAGAGCAAGCAGCGGCCGUCGCAGCCCGAGACCAGCGGCCGGGGGUCACGCGCCGGCUCCGGCAACGGCGGCAGCACCUUGCACCGUGGACGCAGCGCACAUCGCGGCGGCGGCGGCGGCGGCGGCAGCAACGUGGCGAGCGGCCGGUCAGGUGUUCGAGUCGUCUCGGCGGCCUCGUAGUGGAUGAGGCUUGCUUGUUAGAUCAGGCAUGUUGCUGCGUCGUUGCAGCAUGGUGAAUUGUGUUCUAUCCAGGUGCUGGUAGUCAGUGGCAAGAUGGAUUGCUGCUUCACAAAUGUGUUCGUGUUUCUUUACUAGCGAUACAUUGUUCAGAUGUGAUCAUGGUGUGACAUUGGCAAUGUAUACUCUGUUAUGGCUGCAAGCCUGCCCCCAAAACCUCUUGCGCACCGUUUCAUGAACGUUGACUUUUACAAGCA